GAAAGGUCGUGUGAAACAUGGCUGCUCCCCUGGAUGACAUGUUUUCCUUCUGCGUGGACCCCGGCAAAGUUGCCGCCGGCGUGGAAAUCCGAUUUAUAGACAAUAUUAAGGGCAGAGGCCUCUUCGCCAAAAGGAGCUUCAAGAAGGGAGAAAUCAUUUUUCUGGAGCGGCCUGUGGUGUCUGCCCAGUUCCUGUGGAAUGCUUUGUAUAAAUAUAAAGCCUGUGAGUUCUGCUUACGUGCUCUGGAGACUGCAGAGGAGAAUGCGAGGAGACUCAGCGGCAUCCCCGGACUCAGCCUUCCUCACCCUGAGCUCUGCCGUGUCCGAAGAGAGCUGCACCAAGCCUGCCCUCAGUGCCAGGUGAUGUACUGUAGCAGUGAGUGUCGACAAGCUGCAGCAGAUCAGUAUCACCGGGUUCUGUGUUUGGGUCCCUCCCAGGAAGAUCCAGACCACCCCAUUAACAAGCUGAAAGAUGCAUGGAGGAGUAUGCAUUAUCCCCCAGAGACCUCCAGCAUCAUGCUUAUGGCCAGAAUGGUAGCUGUGGUCAAACAGGCCAAAGACAAAGCACACUGGCAGAAGCUGUUUGCACACUUCUGUAGCCGGGCAGCUAAUGAGGAAGAGGAGAUCGCCCAUAAGCUCCUGGGAGAGCAGUUCAGAGGGCAGCUGGCCUUGUUACACAGCCUUUUCAAAGCAGCACUUUAUGAGGAUCAUGUUAAUCGGUGGUUUGUCCCAGAGGGUUUCCGCUCUCUGUUUGCUCUUGUGGGAACAAACGGUCAAGGCAUCGGCACCAGCUCCCUGAGUCAGUGGGUUCAUGCCUGUGAUGCACUUGAGCUUCCUGCCCAGCAGAGGGAGCAGCUGGACUCUUUUAUCGACCAGCUCUACAAGGACAUUGAGAAAGAAACGGGAGACUUUCUAAACUGUGAGGGCUCUGGACUUUUUCUGCUUCAGAGCUCAUGUAACCACAGCUGCAUACCCAACGCAGAGGCGUCCUUCCCCGACAACAACUUCCUGCUUCAGCUCAGUGCCCUUACUGACAUCAACCCAGGAGAGGAGAUUUGCAUCAGUUAUCUGGACUGCUGUCAGCGGGACCGAAGCCGUCACAGCAGACACAAAAUUCUGAGGGAGAACUACCUGUUCGUCUGCUCGUGUCCAAAGUGUGUCUCCCAGAUGGAUGAACUGGAUGUGACAUCAGAGGAGGAAGAGGAAGAAGAAGGCGAGGCAGAAGGUGAAACAGAGGGGGAUGAGAUGGAAGAUGAGAUGACAGAUGUCUGAUGAAAGACUUGCCCAUAUUGUUCUUAGCCGUUCCCAUUCCUGCCGCCCCGCUAAGCAACCACUGAAGCCCAGAAGAAUAAAGACCAGUCCAAACAUGUGGGAAAAUGUCUUCUUAUCAUCACAUUUCACUCAUUCUUUGUCUAGUUUUAGAGGUCAGCCACAAAAAGCAUUAUUGGGUAUAUGUGUGUGAAGUGUGUCAGCAUGAAGAUAGUGAGAGGUUUUUUUAUUGCUUUCACUCUAUUUCAGCAAGACUGAAAGACUUCAACUUUCAGGGUUUUUGAUUGUGUUUACAACAAUAUUUGGUAAACAGUUAGGGACUGGUAUGGCUUUUAACCCUCUGGGACUUUUUAUGAAGAAGCUGAAAUUUCCACACAAGUUUGGAUAUAAACACAUUAAUCUUUUUUGGUCACUAGGGGGCAGCACCAGUUGUAAUCUUUAACAUCUUGACAAGAGGAACUUAACACCCCCUGAACAUUGCUUUUGCCGCCCUCCAGUGAUUCAACUCACCUUGCUUCCAUUGAGCGUUAGAAUUAAUCAAAACAGUGACACUGGGGGCUGAAAAACCAAAACAAUGAGCUGAAAGAUGCUUAUCUAUCUAUCUAUAAACCCAUAGAGCUGAAGGGAGCUGCGGAUAGUGUUGAUUACUUUCUGAAACAUCAUCACUACGAGCGAAUCCUCUCAUACAUUGUUAAUACACAAAUGUUGAUUAUAGCAGCUUUAAAUUAAAGCUGAAAGUCAGUACUUUAACCUCACAGGUAUUGCGUCAUUUGAUCCAUGUCAUCCAAAGUGCAGGAGUACACAGUCAAAACAAAACUGUCCUAAUGCUUCAUGCACCGUGUCUGACCUCCAGGUCCACUAAAUACAAGUCAGAAGAACAGUUAACAUUUCUUGUACCGACAACUCUUGUCAACUGGUUUCAGGUGUUUCUCUCAACAGCUGAAAUUCAGUCCUGGUUGAUUUGGCAACACCUGUAGUUCCUGAAGGUAACGGUAAUGUGGUUUAAUACUACAAGUCCCAGAAUACUGGGGGCAGUAAAACAAACUUAUUGUUUUAAUAAAGAAGUCAGUCAAUAAUUGUUGUUUUUGCAUCACUCUGUGAGCAACAGUGAUCUGAUUUCAUCCCAUCUGUGAAAAGCAGUAAAAGGGUUACCUCGCUCAGAAGUUGGAGGUGUGCAGCCUGCAGCUCUUCAUCUAACAGCUCACUGUGGCGGCUCCUUCUUGUUGCAUUUCUCCCUGCAAUAUCUCAAACCUGCUGUCAAAAAAUGCCAAAAAUAGCUGUUGUCUUGUUUUGUAGACACCUUUCUGAUAGAUGAUAGUAGUCAGUGGGUUAGGGUUAGCUUUUCAUGUGAAGCUGCAGCAGUAGCAAAUGUUCAGUUUGCAUUAGCAGUAACUUAAUACAGCAUUUUUUUUGGGAAUGUCACAGACAGUUUGUAAUACUACAAUUAUAUAAAUACUGCAGUUAUUUUUAUCAGUGGAUCAUAGGCUCAAUCAAUUAUGUUCCCUCAUUCUGACUUAACAAACAUUGAUUGAAAAGUUUCUUACUUGACUAUGCAUACUGUAUUGAAGAGGCAUUUUAUUUAUAUUCCACUGUAAUUAGGCUUGUCAUAUAGGAGGUAUCCAGCCAGUGAAAUGUAGUUUGGUUUUCAUACCAUGAUCUAUGGGGUUACGCUAAGCCUUCUUAAUGUAUUAUGGAGACCUUGAGUGGAAAAUUGCUUUGUCAGUAACUGUUUGCCCUUUGUUGAGAACUGUAUUUUAAACCACAGUUCCACAUGAGUGAAAUUGCUGCUGCUGCUGCCCACACAUAAAUCAAUAUUACAACAAUGGCUGUAAUCACAAAUCCCAAUAUUUUCAGUUACUAGACAAAGAUUGGAAAUAUUGAAUGAGUUAUCCCAAUUUUCUCAGUUGGCAUCCAGAGCAGUGGCACAGGAGAG
Molecule: messenger RNA, 3201 nt
Organism: Chelmon rostratus (copperband butterflyfish)
Lineage: Eukaryota; Metazoa; Chordata; Actinopteri; Chaetodontiformes; Chaetodontidae
Gene: smyd5
Product: SMYD family member 5
Exons: 13
Coding region: 18-1271 (417 amino acids)
Molecular function (GO): protein binding; histone H4K20 methyltransferase activity
Source: RefSeq, a predicted model, not a curated record